UUUCUUUACCCCGCCCCGCCCUAGUUUUCAGUCUCUAACUUCCCAAAAGGUAUUUCCGGUUCCGGCUAGGAGCCGGAGAAGACAUGGCGGCGUCUGCGUCGACUGAUGCCGGGGAAGAGGACUGGGUCCUUCCCUCUGAAGUUGAAGUAUUAGAGUCUAUCUAUCUGGAUGAACUACAGGUGAUGAAAGGAAAUGGCAGAUCUUCACCAUGGGAGAUCUUUAUCACUCUGCACCCUGCCACCGCAGAGGUCCAGGAUUCGCAGUUCGUCUGCUUUACCCUGGUGCUUCGGGUCCCAGUGCAGUAUCCCCAUGAGGUGCCACAGAUCUCCAUCCGUAACCCCCGAGGGCUUUCAGACGAGCAGAUCCACAAGAUCUCACAGGCACUGGACCAUGUGGCCAAGGAGGGGCUAGGCACAGCCAUGCUUUAUGAACUCAUUGAGAAAGGGAAGGAAAUUCUCACAGACAACAACAUCCCCCAUGGUCAGUGUGUUAUCUGCCUCUAUGGUUUCCAGGAAAAGGAGGCCUUUACCAAAACACCCUGUUACCACUACUUCCACUGCCACUGCCUUGCCCGGUACAUCCAGCACAUGGAACAAGAGCUGAAGGCGCAAGGACAGGAACAGGAGCCACAGCAUGUUGUCACCAAACAGAAGGCAGUCGGUGUGCAGUGUCCUGUGUGCAGGGAGCCCCUUGUGUAUGAUCUUGCCUCGCUGAAAGCAGCCCCUGAACCCCAACAACCCAUGGAGCUGUACCAACCCAGUGCAGAGAGCUUGCGCCAACAGGAAGAGCUUAAGCGGCUGUAUCAGAGGCAGCAGGAGAAAGGUGGCAUCAUCGACCUUGAGGCAGAAAGGAACCGGUACUUCAUUAGCCUUCAACAGCCUCCUAUUGCUCUGGAACCUGAGUCAGUUGUAGAUGUCUCCAGAGGACCCCAACCACCUAAUGCCCUUUCUGCAGAGCAAUCUACUUCCCUAGCUGCCCAAUCAACUGUGCCAACUCCUCUACCCAUGGCUACCCAGUAUGUGUAUGAGAAGAUUCCAGGGGCUGGCCCAAAUCAACAGAGGCUGGGUGAGACCCAGAAAUCCAUGCUAGAUCCUCCACGAUCUGGUCGUGGUUCCUGGCGACAGUAUGAUCGGAGGCGUCAAAAAGGAGGGGAGUGCUGUGCCCCAAAAGGUACCAGUGACAUCCAGGAACUACCACCUCCUGAGAAGCCUCUCAAGGAGCCUAUGGACUUAAAGCCAGAGCCCCGUAACAAAGGGCUCACAGGUCUUCCUCAGAAGGGGCCUGGUAGCUGGCAGGGCCCCACAGCUCGAAGGACUCGGGACUGUGCUCGAUGGGAACGCUCCAAAGGCCGCACACCAGGUUCCUACUCCCACCUACCUCGGGGCCAAGGAGCAUACAGGUCUGGUACUCACAGGGGACCCAUGGGCUCGGAAUCUGAGGAAGGUUCCUAGCAGUACUGU
Phodopus roborovskii (desert hamster) is the source of this 1460-nucleotide messenger RNA. It is a transcript of the gene Rnf25, whose product is annotated as ring finger protein 25. Gene Ontology annotation, cellular component: nucleus. Bases 84 to 1451 code for a protein of 455 amino acids. Gene Ontology annotation, biological process: protein ubiquitination. The record is from RefSeq and is a predicted model, not a curated record. Gene Ontology annotation, molecular function: protein binding; ubiquitin protein ligase activity. Lineage: Eukaryota; Metazoa; Chordata; Mammalia; Rodentia; Cricetidae. The transcript is spliced from 10 exons.